Mercenaria mercenaria is the source of this 1446-nucleotide messenger RNA. Its product is annotated as DNA ligase 1-like. Lineage: Eukaryota; Metazoa; Mollusca; Bivalvia; Venerida; Veneridae. The transcript has a single exon. Bases 49 to 1446 code for a protein of 465 amino acids. The record is from RefSeq and is a predicted model, not a curated record.
CAAUGCGGCGUGUGCGAAGAUCUGUACUUCCCCGCCAGAAAGCCUUGUAUGGCCCAUCUGAAAGAGCAGCAUUCUGGAAUUAGUUUUAAAUGCACAUUAUGUAAGAAGAUAUUUAGGAGAAAUGAUAACCCGCAUCAAUGCAGAGCGAAGAAAACUGAUUUUUAUAUGUUUAAUCAAAUGACUGGUGAUAAGGGAAACAGAGCAGAGAGGGAGUUGGAGAAAUUUUUAGAACGGGCAGAAAAGAAGUGGUGUAUAAAUUUGAAUGAGAAGAUAACAGCAAGGAAGGGAACAAGACCAAUACUACCAGAGAGGAGAAAAGAAAGAACUAGGACUUUGAGUGAAAGUAGUAGCAGCAGCAGUGAUAGCAGUGAUAGUGAAGAAAGUAGUGAGGAAGAAAUGGAGUUAGAGAAAGAGUUAGAAUUAAGUGACGAUGAGUUUGAAAGUUUUCAGGAGGAAAGUUAUUUAAAAGAAGUGAAAAUGUAUGAGCUGGAUGAAUAUGAAAAGAAGAAAGAUGAACAGAAAAGAAAAAUUGAUCAAGAAAAGAAGGAACGAAUUGAAAAAGAAAGGUUGGAGAGGGAAAAACAAAAGGAGGUUGAAAGACAAAUGAAAGAUAGAGAAGAUAAUGAAAGGAAACAGAAGGAAGAAAAAGAAAGGAAGGAAAAUGAGGAAAAAGAAAGGAAAGAAAAAGAGAAGAAGGAAACUGAGGAAAAAGAAAGGAAAGAGAAAGAAAAGGACAGAGAGGAAAAAGAAAGAAAAGAUAAGCUAGAGAAAGAAAGGAAGGAAAAAGAAAAGAAGGGCAGAGAAGAAAAAGAAAGAAAAGAUAAGCUAGAGAAAGAAAGGAAGGAAAAAGAAAAGAAGGACAGAGAGGAAAAAGAAAGAAAAGAUAAGCUAGAGAAAGAAAAGAAGGAAAAAGAAAAGAAGGACAGAGAGGAAAAAGAAAGAAAAGAUAAGCUAGAAAAAGAAAAGAAGGAAAAAGAGGGAAAGGAAAAAAAGGAAAAAGAGGAGAAAGACAGAAAGGAAAAAGAAAGGAAGGCGCAUGAGGAAAAAGAAGAGAAGGCAAGACAAGAGAAAGAGAAGGAAAAAGAAGAGUUACAUAAAAAGAAGGAAACAGAGGAGAAACAAAUAAAUGAAGAGAAAAAUAAAAAGGAAAGAGAAAAUCAGAAAUCCAAGAAUGAGGAAAAUGUAAGGAGGAAAAAGAUGAGAAAGAAAGACAGAAAAAUCAGGAAGAAAUUAGGAAAGGAGAGAAAAAGGACAAAAAUGAGAAAGAAAGCAAGAAAAAGGAGGAAAAACAAAAAGAGGGGGAAAACAAGAAUAAGAAUGAGAAAGACAAAGAAAGUAAGAGAAAGGAGGAAAAACAGAAAGAAGAUACAAAAAGAAAGAAAGAUGAACAUAAGAAAACUGAUAAAGAGAAGGUACUUAAGAACUUGUAUAGAGAAAUUGAAAUAA